Molecule: messenger RNA, 315 nt
Organism: Eucalyptus grandis
Lineage: Eukaryota; Viridiplantae; Streptophyta; Magnoliopsida; Myrtales; Myrtaceae
Product: putative ATP synthase protein YMF19
Exons: 1
Coding region: 1-312 (103 amino acids)
Cellular component (GO): mitochondrion; membrane
Source: RefSeq, a predicted model, not a curated record
AUGUUCCCCCUGGCGGUGAGGGUACUUCUGGGGGGAAAAGGUUUUAGCACCGGUGUAUCCUAUAUGUACUCCAGUUUAUUCGAAGUAUCCCAAUGGUGUAAGUUCGUCGACUUAUUGGGAAAAAGGAGGAAAAUCACUUUGAUCUCGUCUUUCGGAGAAAUAAGUGGCUCACGAGGAAUGGAAAAAAACAUAUUCUAUUUGAUCUCAAAGUCCUCAUAUAGCACUUCUUCUAAUCCUGGAUGGGGGAUCACUUGUAGGAAUGACAUAAUGCUAAUCCAUGUUCCACACGGACAAGGAAGCAUUGUUUUUUAAUUU